Molecule: messenger RNA, 3218 nt
Organism: Brassica rapa (field mustard)
Lineage: Eukaryota; Viridiplantae; Streptophyta; Magnoliopsida; Brassicales; Brassicaceae
Source: RefSeq, a predicted model, not a curated record
AAAAAUUUGUUAAUUAUAUUUUAUAGUUUAUAAAUAUUAAAAGUAAUAAAAUAUAUCAUUAUUAAUCUUUCUAUAAUUUCGAGAUUUAGUUGUCAUAAAUUGUUAUUUGUAAUAUUCUUUAGAUUAUAAGGCAAGUGAUGUUAAAUGUUUUUAGACUUACCUUAAAUUUUUAGAAAAUGUAUUCGUUUUAUAAUUAUUAUUCAGAUAAAAUGUAAAGAGAUAUAAAAUUUUUGUUAAAUUUUUGUUAUCUAUAGAAAUGUAAAUAUGGUAUUGAGUUUUUUUAAAGUUUUAAUUUCGAAUGUAUGUUUUUCUUUUCUUCAUUUCAAGGGUUUGAACCUUUCUUAAGGGUUGAGACUAUAAAAACUAAAAGUUUUAUUUAAAAGAAAACUUCAAAUACCAUUAUAAAAGUUGGUCUUUUAAUUUAUUUAUUUAUAAACCUUUCAAUCUUUUCAAAUCAUAUUUGAUAGAUUUUGUUGACAAAAUCCCUAAUUUCUAAUAAGGAGAUAUUUUAUAAAUUGUACAAAUGAUUACUUUAAAAUGAAUUCACGAUAAUUUUUUUAUACAUAAUAAGAGAAAUUUUGAAGAAAAAAAAAUUAAAUACCUUCAAAUCCUCCAUACAAUAACCAUUUAAGUGAAUAAUGGAAGAAAAAUAAUUGUUGGAAAAACAUUUGGGGAAAAAAUUAAAAAAAUAAAUUACAUUUCUGUAAGUUAGUUAGUAAAAGAAAUAAAAUAAAACAAUAAAUUUUUCAUUUUCUUGGAAGUUUAAUUAAUCUAUGGGUCCAGUUUCUCGCCAAUCGGGUAGAUUAGCUAGGGAUCAUCGAGCUGUUUCUUCUCAAAUCUCGAUGCAAAAAAAAAAAGCUUUCUAGUUAGUAGUUAACGUAGCUCAAUCUUCUCUUUUUUUUUUUUUUUUGAAACAAGCUCAAUCUUCUCUUUAAUCUCCUAUUUAUAUGCGUUUCAUUAUUUGAAGAAGCACGCUUAAAUACUCCUGAUCGUAAGCUAUAACCCUUUUUCUCUUGGUUUUUUACAAUCAACCCAUAUUCAUUUUUAUUCUAGGGUUUUUGUUUUUGAAAAGUAUUUGGAUCAAAAUAAAUUUCUUCUCUUUUUGGUUGUUUGUGUCUUGAUGGUUAUAAUGGUUGAACUCUUAUUUCUUCUUUCUUUUUUGGUAGAACUACAAAGUUAUUGCUUUCAUAUGUAUCUUGAGAACAAAAUAGUGAAAAAUGGGGUGAAUUUUAUUUCAUUACUUUUUAAGAAACCAGUUUCAUGGUUGUCUUUCAUCGCCCCACCACUAAACCCUCUAAAAGAGGUUCAAGAUCAAGAUCUUGGUCAGCAAGACUCUUUAGGAGACAUCGUAAUAUCUACGACCAGUGAUGAGAUUGUCACAAAUAAAGACGAAGACGAUGGAACAAUCCCUGAUGAGGAAAGCUUCAUAGAGCUCUCUUUACCAAGCGGCCACUACGUUGGCCAACACUUCAGUACGAUGGCUGGAUCACAUCAAGAUUUCGGAUUUAUCCAACUACUAGCCGAGUUUGAAGACGAUAAUCUGAUCGAAAUCGAUAUUUCCGUCGGAUCCAUUAAGUGUUACACGUUCCAGAUCAAAGCCUGAUUCAUCUUCAUAUAUUUUCUACAACUUGGAUGUAAAGUAAUUGCGGUAUUUUUGCACGUCAGAAGUGCUCUGUGUUUUUGUUGUUCUAGAUCUCUCCAGUCUUGUGGGGUUUUGCUAUUGAUAUAUAUUAACUACAAGCCUACAACAUUAUUCCGUUUUGUAAUCUUUUUCUUAUCGACAAGGUUUUAGAUUAUCAUUAAAAUUAUAGUGAUCCAACUAAAAUUGACAACAUUAAUCAUAUCGAUAUCAUAUAAUGCGACCGGUUUCAAUAAAUAUAAAUAUACGUAACUACAUUUUCAGAAAUAGAAUAAAAUUUUCAAAUUAGUCUAAACCAUGCUGAAUCCUUAUAUUUCAAGUAUCCAAUGCCAGCCCUUGCGGCAAGCUAAUGAAGCGCAUGCUGACGGCUGAUUGUGUUAUACUCUCUCCGUUUUAUAAUACUUGAUGUUUUGUAAUAGUGCACAAAAAUUAAGAAAAUUACAUUUUCUAAAAAAAAUAUUUUAAAGAUAUAAUUUUAAAAUCAGUUAACCAAAAAAAACUGUAAAAUCUAAUUGGUUGAACAGUUUCCAAUAAAGUUAAAGUUAACCUUAAAAUCUCAAAAUUUCCUUAAAAUCUGAAAACUUCAUGUAAAUUGAAACAAAAUAAACCUUUUAAAACAUCAUCUAUAUUGAAAGGGAGGAAGUAUAAAUAUUUCGGCAACAGAUUUUAAGAAUUUCAUUAAGUGUAGUUGUAGGUCCUUUGAAAUAGUAUCUUUUGUAAGUUUUCUUCCGUAUCCUGCAUAAUUGUUUAAUAAAUUGCGAUUUCUCUGGGAAUUGGAACUUGGACCUGCUGAUGUAAAAGCAUUAAUGGACCCUUAGGCAAACCACUGGACCAAUGGUCUUCCACAGAAAAAAAAUACUAUUUAUAUGCCACUAGUAUACCUUAGAUCAUUUCAUAUUCUGGUGCUUUUCCAUAAAAAGUGGCUAAUUUUUUUUUUACUUUUGCUUAAAGUCUUUAAAUCUCAACACUGACUCUGCAAGUAUCUAAUCUAAUUAAUAUUAUAUAUAACUAGCUACACUAUUCCAUUACAAGUGGCCAAUUUUUAUACUUUUUUCAUUAAAACAUUUUUUCACAUUCAUUUGUUCAACUUGAAACCUUUAUAUAUGUUGAACAAAAUUUUCAGGUUUUAUCGAGCACGCGGCCCCUCAUGACAGAGGAAUCCAAUGAUGUAUACAGUGAUUCCUUCUUGUUGGAAGAUGGUUCCAGAAACCAGUAAAAAGGAAAUAAUGUAAGAAUCAUACGGACAGAAACAAUCUUUCAAGGAAGCAGUGAUCAAAACUUGAGUUCCCUGAAUUUGAAAAAAGAAAGCCAAGUGUCAAAAUACUAACAAGGAUGUUGAUCCCUGACGCUGAGAUCUAAAACAUCAACCCUCUCUGUCCUAUUUGCUGAUUUGCAUAAGGGAAUCCCAUUGAUGAAUAUCACCUCCAUUUACUAAUCUGUAUGUAAUGUCGAUAGAUGAGUCUUUAAUCAAGCAUUCGAAAUCAUCGUAAGAUAUAUGGACAAAAAUUAAAGUAUCCAAAAAUAUAUAUCAUACAACAAAACUAACAUUUGAAUUAUAAAAAUCUAUCAGACCAACAGA